Messenger RNA from Egretta garzetta (little egret), 1928 nucleotides. RefSeq names its product nudix hydrolase 2 (gene NUDT2). Lineage: Eukaryota; Metazoa; Chordata; Aves; Pelecaniformes; Ardeidae. Gene Ontology annotation, molecular function: bis(5'-nucleosyl)-tetraphosphatase (asymmetrical) activity. The record is from RefSeq and is a predicted model, not a curated record. Gene Ontology annotation, biological process: ATP biosynthetic process; AMP biosynthetic process. Bases 906 to 1352 code for a protein of 148 amino acids. The transcript is spliced from 2 exons.
UUGCUGGGUGGUGAAGGACUCUCUGCUCUAGUUUCUCAGUUUGGAAGCUGGAGGUGUCGUGGUGCCUCGCCGGGCAUCCCAGGGAAAAGCAGUGUUGUGUAGUGUAAAUUUAUUACAUAUUGAAAUGUGCGGCUCUGUCAAAAUGCAAAGCUUUGCCUGGAACUGGGACUUGCUGUAUUCUUUAACGAGGAUUUCUCAUCUCCGUUGCUUUCUCUUUUUCUGUAUAGGACCAGUUGUCCUGGCUGCGUAGUGUGUUGAUUACAGUAUUUGUCACUUAAGAGGUGUGUUCCUUUCUGUUGCUUAACGCAUAUACCAAGAAGCUUUUGGUUCUGUAUAACAAAAUGCAUCAUGUCCAGCCCAGACAGCAGAGAGCUUGUCCUUCAUCAUUCACUUUCUCAGCUCUGCUUCUGGCAUCUUGAGGAGUUCUCUGCUGCAGAGGAUCUGUCUUGGGCAAUUAUUUCUUUAUGCCACUUUCAGUACUGCUGAGGUAUUAUCUUUGCACAAGGCCUUUGGAUUUCUGCAGUGGAAAAGCUUCAGAAUGUUCUCCUUUUGCUUUAUCUUUUUUUUUUUUUUUUUUUCUCCCUAUGGUGCCGUUUGCAAUAUAUCAGCAGCAAAGAAAUGUGAUGCAGGUCAUAUCUCAUGCUUCUUGAUAAAUUUAACAGCUUUUAUGUACGUUCCCAUGUCCUUGUUUUAACAAGGAAAGACCAUUUUUUACAAUUUAAAGAUAGUUAAUAAGAUGCAGUUUAAUCGUGCAUUAACUAUGAAGGGAUGGAUGACUUCUAGCCCACGUGGAGAUAUGUUUUCUCGCUAAAUACAAUUAGUCUGUUUGAGCUCUAUGUUGUACAUUGUUCCUGCUUGAUCCUCUCUGCUCUUCAACAGCUCUCCAUUCAGUUUAACAGAGGGGCAUGGCUGUGAGAGCUUGUGGCUUGAUCAUCUACAGGAGGCUGCAGUCAGCACCAUCUUCUAAGGUCACUGAUGCUAUUGAAUACCUCCUCCUUCAGACAUCCUAUGGGACCCAUCACUGGACCCCACCCAAAGGCCACGUGGACCCAGGAGAGGAUGACCUGCAAACAGCCUUCCGGGAAACGCAGGAAGAGGCUGGUCUUCAGGCCAGUCAGCUCACCCUCAUAGAGGGGUACAAGAAAGAACUGCACUACCCUGUCCGUGGCAAACCUAAGACCGUCAUUUACUGGUUGGCAGAAAUGAAGGACUGUAACACAGAAAUCAAGCUCUCAGAGGAACACCAGGCUUUCCAGUGGCUGAAGCUGGAGGAUGCUUGCAAAUUUGCAGAAUAUGAGGACAUGCAAGCAACUCUGAAAGAAGUGCAUCAGUUUCUCUGCUCCAAAGAAUAAAUGCUUGUGUGAAGGAUAAAGGGAAUUUUUGAAGGAAGAUGGCCUGCCUUUUUUUUUUUUUUUUUUUUUUUUUUAAACGAAGGGAAGAACUACAUGGCUGCAGAAAUGUAGAUUUCUUUUUUAAGUCUAUGCAAAUUCGGUGAAGAUAUCUGGAGCUUUUAAAGAGCUUGUGCUUUUGUCUCCCCUAGCUAACACAAAAAAGCAUGGUCUGAUUGAACCAUGAGCCAGAGAUGUCUGAAUUGAAACCCAGAGCUAACAAAGACUUCCUCUGUCCUGUCUCCUUUUCUUUUUACUUUUUUUUUUUUUUUUUUUCCCCCCUGAAGUGCUGAACAACCACAGGUCUUUUUGAAAAUCAAAGACUCGAUCUUUCUUGACUUGCUGAUGUAUAUGUACAGAGUUGAGAAAAUCAGCAUAUGGGGAUUUUUAAUAAUAAAAUGUUUACUGCAGAAGUGGCACCUUGCAUUUCAAAUGGGGAAGCAGUAGUUCUGUUCCCAACUCCUCCACUGAUAACCUGUCAAAUUAUUUCAGGUCUUGUUUGUAUCAUGAAUUUAUGUACACCGCUAAUGUACUGUUAUG